AUAAGGGUUGUGCUUAUAGUUUGUUGAGAAUGCUUCAGGAAAAUAAGAUCUCUUAUAUAUUUGAAUAUUAUUUGAUUUCACCUGGAGCUAACUUUACAAUUUUGUUUCCGUUUUCAUCUUUUUAAAUUUUCAUAGGUUUAAGUUAAUUAAUACUUCGAUUUAUAAAAGGAGGUAAUGAUUCAUAUUUGGGGACAGAUUUUCUUUAAUACAUACUGUGAUUUUCUUUUACCAGUUCGUAUUAUCUUAUAAUGGCAUGGUAUUUCAUAAGUAUUAUUAAGAACGUACACCCGUUAACUCUAGUAUGGGGCAUAAAUAUAGAAUUCGUAACAUUAGUAGAGCAUCUGUUAUGGGAUUAUUUCAACUAAUACAAUAUAGCAAACUAUUUAUAUUUCAACUCCAUAAACCGCUAUCAGUUGUUUAAAUUAAUCCCUUAUUCCUUGUUCUUAACAUGUCUGACAGUAUUCGUAUCCACUCAUCCAUGUCGUGUACAUAUUUGAAAUAGACUUUUUGAAUUAAUAAUUUACUUUGAUGUCACUCUCUUUUUUAGAUAGUUAGAUCAUAUUUAGAAAAUGGAGAUUAAACCUCCAAUUAAUCUUGAAGUAUUUAAUCUUGAACUUAUCAGUUUGUGGUUAAUUUACAUCCGCACCUAUUUCAAGAUUACUAGCUUUGUGAGCGCAUCAUAUUCAUUUUUUGGCAGUUAAAUUUAUAAUUUUCCUCAAUGUUCAGAAAAAUAUGGUACUAUCCCUUUUCCACAUAAGGUUUAUGCAUGAAGAUCAUCUCAUUGUCUAGUCAUUCUGAUGGCUUCACAGUUCACACUACGGAGACUGUUAAGAAUUAUAAUCUUUGGGUAACCAAAAGAAUGAACCUGACUCUUCUAUGCUGUUUGGAACCUCUUUUUUCCGCCUAUCUUCAAUUUAUAGCCCUUAAAGUUUGUAUGCCAAAUCUAACUAAAUCGGGAUGCUGUUGAUUGUAAAUGAUACUUUGAUUGGUUAAAUUGCAGCUUGUACGCAUACCAUAUAUCCUAAAUAGAAUCGUAGAACUUUUUCCCACAUUAUAUGCCCUAAAAAUUAAUCCUACAGUACACACGGUAUAUGGUUCAACAUUCAAAGAUUAGCUGCAGACUCCUUUCUGGAGUGGUAUAAAGCGCCCCUGUUUUUUCCCCCCUUGAUCGUGCAGAGAAGGUAUGGCUGCCGUGCAAUGAUGCUGGAAACUGUUGCGGCUGUACCCGGAAUGGUUGGCGGCAUGCUGCUGCACUGCAAGUCUCUCCGUCGCUUUGAACACAGUGGAGGCUGGAUCCGUGCCCUCCUCGAAGAAGCAGAGAAUGAGCGUAUGCACCUCAUGACCUUCAUGGAGGUCUCCCAGCCCCGCUGGUACGAGCGUGGCCUCGUGAUGGCAGUUCAGGGUGUCUUCUUUAACGCCUACUUCUUGGGUUACCUCAUUUCUCCCAAAUUCGCUCAUCGUGUAGUGGGCUAUCUCGAGGAAGAAGCCAUUCAUUCGUACACUGAGUUCCUUAAAGAGCUUGACAAGGGUAACAUUGAGGACGUCCCUGCUCCGGCGAUCGCCAUCGACUACUGGCGCCUGCCACAGAACGCGACUCUCAGAGAUGUUGUCAUGGUUGUUCGUGCUGAUGAGGCUCACCACCGCGAUGUCAACCACUUUGCUUCGGAUAUUCACUACCAGGGACAUGAGCUUAGAGAGCUGCCUGCUCCUGUUGGGUAUCACUGAUGAACUCUUCCUACUGGAAGUACUCGAGACAUAAUCAGACUUUGAAUAAAGUGGUCAGAUGAUGAUAUGGUGUACAUACAUCGCAGCAUGAUUUGGGCGUCUGUGUCAGAGUUUGAACUUCGAAGUGUGAUGGGUCUUUUGAUGUGGUAGCAAGACUGCUUAGAGAGUGUAUGCGUAGAAUUCGUUGCUUGUUAUUUGUUUGAUCUUGUGGUCUGUCCUGCGAUAUUUCUUUACUGAGUUCUAAUUCUGUUUGCA
This is a messenger RNA of Asparagus officinalis (garden asparagus), 1980 nucleotides long. RefSeq names its product ubiquinol oxidase 1a, mitochondrial. NCBI's taxonomy places the organism in Eukaryota, Viridiplantae, Streptophyta, Magnoliopsida, Asparagales, Asparagaceae. The record is from RefSeq and is a predicted model, not a curated record. Gene Ontology annotation, molecular function: alternative oxidase activity. Gene Ontology annotation, cellular component: mitochondrion. The transcript is spliced from 2 exons. The coding region runs from base 1198 to 1725 and encodes 175 amino acids. Gene Ontology annotation, biological process: alternative respiration.